CUAGGCUGUGUAGUUCUACGAGGGGCGUGCAGGCACAGCGAAGCUCGUCGUGGUUUGGAGAAGACAGACGCUCAAGAUUUGACUUCGCAAGGAAAGACAAUGCGACUUUUUUGAAAGCUUUUUUUCCUGAAAGUUGGCAGCGUUUUAUUUUUAUUUUUUUUAGCGACCCAUCCAGUGCUGCUGUGUUUUGUGGCUUGUUUUCCUCUCGCGAGUUGGGACGUAAAAAACGAGAUUGAACUAACCAGCAGACAUUUUGGCAUUCCCCCCCACACACACGUUUUUCAUCCAGCAAACUUGUUUGACCUGGUUCGUUUUCCAAGAUAGCUGCUUUUUGGGUAUGAUUAUUAUUAUUAUUAUUAAAGCUGACGCUGAGUGAGUGUAAAAGCGUCAUUCCAAAUGUUCUACCGAGCGAGGUAUCAUUUUUGAGUGACAGCUUUUGGAAGAGGAAGAAUUACAGCUAGCUUAGCUUAGAUGCACGGUGGUUAGCUCCAACCACGGCGUCAAGUCCAAACUAAAGGCAUAAUUUGGAUUUUUAUUUGAGUUAGGGUGAGUGCGUUUUGGAGAGUGGGGGGGCGGGGGGGUUCGCUAGGUAGCUGUGAGCUUGACGCUGGACAGCUCCACUUGGAAGUAUUUUUUGGGGGGGGAGGCACAAAGGAACAAUAUCAACACAGAGCUUUUUUGGAUUUAGGGGCGAAAAGACAACAACAAGGGACUGACAUGAUGUUUCCACAAUCAAGACACUCAGCUUCAUCGCAGCAGCUGAAAUUCACAACAUCCGACUCCUGUGACAGGAUCAAGGAUGAGUUCCAGUUCCUCCAAGCACAAUACCACAGCCUGAAGCUGGAAUGUGACAAGCUGGCCAGUGAGAAGUCGGAGAUGCAACGUCAUUACAUCAUGUACUAUGAGAUGUCCUACGGGCUCAACAUUGAGAUGCACAAACAGGCUGAGAUUGUGAAGAGAUUAAAUGGGAUCUGCGCACAAGUCCUCCCAUACCUGUCUCAGGAGCACCAGCAGCAGGUCCUGGCAGCCAUCGAGAGGGCCAAGCAGGUCACCCCCCCAGAGAUGAACUCCAUCAUAAGGCAGCAGCUCCAGGCCCACCAGCUGUCUCAGCUCCAGGGCCUGGCUCUGCCUAUGACCCCCCUGCCGCUGGGCCUGAGCCAGCCCAGCCUGCCCGCCGUCACCACCUCCUCCGGCCUCUUUUCCCUCUCCUCCCUGCUGGCCUCCCAGGCUCAGCUGGCCAAGGAGGAGAAGGCCUCGCGGGACGCCGCCGACAGCCACCGCGAGGAGGACGGGGACAAGUCCGACUAGGUGGUGCCCCCUCCCCCCCGGUCUAUCUGUCUAUCUAUUUCUCUCUCUCUCUUGAGGUUUCACCGCCGAGACCCUGACUUGCGCUCUUCUCCGCGGGAAAAAAAAUUGGCCUCUGAGCUUCUCGCCAGACUGCGACUUUCUCCAUAUUUUCAUGUCUCUUUUUUAUUGAAUGUUUUAAUGAUGAAGCUUCCUGCUCUUUAUUCCUACUUCCUCUCUCCUCCUCCCCCCUCUUUUUCUCCUCCCCACGUUUAUCACCACUGGCGCUGCAUUCAAGACCGCUGGGAAUCGAGCAUUAUAAUAGAAUUAGGCAUGAUAAUAGGUUGAUCAAUCUUUUUUGAAUUGAUUCAUCAUUUCAGACCCGCCAAGCAACAGAAAUGAAGCGCCCCUCCAAAUUGCAGCCGAUUUGAAAUUUUCAUUUUCAUUCCACUGCUUUGAAAUGUCGAUUUGAAUUUGAUUUAUUGUUCAGUCAUAGUUUUCCUGUAGAACGGGUUCUGAUAAAAGCCGAUGUCCAAUUUAGCCAAUUUCUAACGUAUAAUCUGAUGAAUGUUUUAGUUGCGUUUAGGAAAUGUCAACUUUUCCCAGUUUUCUUGAACACAGCAAUCAUAGUCAGCGCAGCAAUUGUUUAUCUGGCCUAUCAAACUCCUAAAUUUCCUUUCUUUUACAAUUGCAUGUUUCUGAACAUCGUAACUCCACUGCUACCCAAAACAGCCGCACCUAUAGAGUUGCGUAAACAGCCCUGGAGUGGAAUUGGGUUGUAUAAUUGUCUCAAUUUAGAUAAUAUUGUCCACCCAGAUGGACUUUAAAGAGUUAAGAGUGAUCAUGUUUGAAGUUGGUUGCUAACCAAAACAGCAGCAAGUUUUUUUAAAGUUCUUUUUUUUUUUUAAACUUUAGCUUUGUAAUAUCCUGAUUUUUCUUUCCUGUUUUCUUAAGAGUGCUUUUUCCCGACAAUUCAUCUUUCAAAACCUUUUGAUUCUCACACUUUUGUUUCUGAAAAUGUGACUCAUAAUUUUUUGACUUAUUUCUCUCAACAAUAACCUCCCCAAAAACUUGUCACCCAGUUUCUUUUCUCAAAAGCGUACAACCAGAACUUUAUUCGAUUACAUCUUUUCUACAAACUUAGCACUUAGCAACAUCCGUGUCCCUGCUGUUGAGUGCAGCACAUCAUCCUCCCGUCUCUCUUUCAUGCUGUGCUUAUUGUCGCCAUACCACACACACGUUAACGCAUGAUCCACAGGGAAAGCAAAUUUGAUCAUCUUUUUUUUUAUAGGGAGCUUUUUGUGAUCAGUGCACUUGUUGGAUUGUAGUCUAUUUUAGUGGCUUCACAAGCUGCCAUACAAAAAAAGCUCAUAACCCAUUAUCCCAAAUAAUAAUAAGAAUAACCAUCAUAUUUUUCAUACAUUUCUUGUGGCUCUCCUGAUAGAAAAAAAACCCUGAUGUAUUAGUUGACAUAACUGGAGGUGAUGACCUCAGCGUACACUCGGGCAUGCAUAGAGAGCUUUAUGUGUACAUACAGUAUAAUCUGGAUGGUUGUUGCUGUUUAAGGCGGGUGACCUUUGCCCCCCCCUUUUCCCCCCUCUUCUCAUUUCGCAACUUUUUAGCUCAUAGCGUCAAGCAUUGUAAGCUUUGUAAGGUCCUUUGAUUUUUUUCAAUACUUAUUUUGUGUAUAAUGUAAAACCUGAAAGUGGAAAUGUUUUGUGUCCUACAUCAUACCUACAUUUAAACAACAACAAGGGGGGGGGGAGAGCAAACUAUCAAAAGUACAGCAGACAUUUAUGUGAAAUAAUAUGAAAUGUUGUGCAGUAAGGAAGGACUUCUGGUGCCUUACAAAUAAAGUCAAUCAAAUCAUAA
Syngnathus typhle (broad-nosed pipefish) is the source of this 3156-nucleotide messenger RNA. It is a transcript of the gene tle5, whose product is annotated as TLE family member 5, transcriptional modulator. Gene Ontology annotation, molecular function: transcription corepressor activity; protein binding. The transcript has 7 exons. The coding region runs from base 718 to 1308 and encodes 196 amino acids. Gene Ontology annotation, biological process: negative regulation of canonical Wnt signaling pathway; regulation of DNA-templated transcription. Gene Ontology annotation, cellular component: nucleus; transcription regulator complex. The record is from RefSeq and is a predicted model, not a curated record. Lineage: Eukaryota; Metazoa; Chordata; Actinopteri; Syngnathiformes; Syngnathidae.